Messenger RNA from Macrobrachium nipponense, 1366 nucleotides. RefSeq names its product exonuclease 3'-5' domain-containing protein 2-like. Gene Ontology annotation, cellular component: cytoplasm; nucleus. Lineage: Eukaryota; Metazoa; Arthropoda; Malacostraca; Decapoda; Palaemonidae. The record is from RefSeq and is a predicted model, not a curated record. The transcript is spliced from 6 exons. Gene Ontology annotation, biological process: nucleobase-containing compound metabolic process. Bases 347 to 1318 code for a protein of 323 amino acids. Gene Ontology annotation, molecular function: nucleic acid binding; 3'-5' exonuclease activity.
UUAUGAACAAUUCCUAUUGCCGGCACCCUGUCACUUUAUUUGGGUUAUUCAGUAUUGUCAAAGUUGCUACGGUAACUUCGUUCUUUAAUGGUGUAAUAUUAACAGAAGCCCCUGGAAUAUUCUAGUUGGCAUUGGGAAAUACCUGUCUUAUGCUGAUGUGUCCUAUUACUAGUAGUGCUACGACCCGGCAACACUUAGUAGUACCUAUACGUAUAUAAAAGGUUCAUGAACGAACGAUGGGUUAGUUGUCUUCUAGUGUCAAGUAGUAACAUGUAAUAAUCGACUUGGAGCUCACUGGUAACAUUCUUCCAGAAGGCUUAUCACAUGUGCAGAACAUAUCAGAAAAAUGGUCGCAAGAAAUUGGAUGCAACAUCACCCAGCCUUAGUAGCUGGCACUCUUCUAGGAGGAGCUUGUGCUGGGGCAGUAUUUUACCAUCGAAAAGCCAUAGGGAAGAUGGUUUGUUCUUGGAGGCUGUUGCGAUCUGUUUUGACAAGAAAUAGGAGCAUCCAUGUCAUCACCUCUAAGGAAGCUUGGAAUGAUGUCGAACCACUUCUGCUAAGUGAAGCAGAGCGUGAGGGUGCUGUAGGAUUUGAUUGUGAAUGGGUCCAUAUUCGAGGGAGGCGUCGUCCUGUUGCACUAUUGCAGGUGGCUACAUGUUCUGGCCUGUGUGUGUUGGUGCGACUGUCUCACUUAAAAUCCAGUAUUCCAGACUCUCUGAAGGCCUUUUUGGAAAAUGAAGCUAUCCUGAAAGUUGGUGUUGGACCCUUAGAAGAUAGCAGUUAUCUAAGUGCAGAUUACAAUUUAAUGGUACGAGGCUGUGUAGAUCUACGUCAUUUGUUGCUGCGUUGUCAAGAGUUGGAUCAAGCAGAUUGUGAUGACGCCAAUGUCAAGUCUGCAGGGGGUAUGGGUUUAAAUGCUUUGGCAGGAAGGUAUUUAGGACGCACCUUGGAUAAAGACUGGAGAGUGAGAGCAAGUGAUUGGGAAGCUGAUACCUUAACGAAACGCCAGGAAAAUUAUGCUGCUGAAGAUGCUUUAGUAGGCAUUCACAUUCUGAUGAUGAUGGUUGAAAAAUUGUGGACCCCUGUUUCUCCAAUAGUCUCUCUUUUACCUGGAUCUUUGUGGAAUCAACAUUUAAGUAAACAGAUCCUUCAGAUUUGUCGUGACUACUGCGAUGUUAAGUUUUCUUCUAAAAAGGACCAAGAAUCAGGUAAGAAGUGUCAUUUCAGUUUUAAUCUUAGUAUUACUGUGUCGAGUUCCAAGGAGUGUACUACAGUACCUAAUUUCUCAGUCAGUACUGAGUAUUCACUCUUCUCUUAAUCAUUGGAAACAGCUCUUAGACCAUUCCAACUAAGGCACUGAUUGAGC